CAGGAAUUGGUCUCUCAGCUCUGUGACUGUCUGCAGCCAAGCUGGAACGAGUCUUUUCAUAAGCUCGGAUCUCCCCUGGAAUCUAAAGCUUCCUCAGCCUUCUAAGUCAGCCUGAGAGAACUGCUUCUAAUUUCACCUUGGAAUUCUGUACUUAUAAUUCAGCAUGUCCAACUUCCAGAAUGCCACAUCCUCUUCCAUCAUUUUCCUGCUAACUGGUGUUCCUGGGCUGGAAGCCUUCCACAUCUGGAUCUCCAUUCCCUUCUGCCUUCUCUAUAUAACUGCCCUCUCAGGAAACAGCCUGAUUCUCUUUGCCGUUGUCACUCAGCCCAGCCUCCACGAACCCAUGUAUUAUUUCCUCUCCAUGCUGUCCACUACUGAUCUCGGCUUGUCCAUAUCCACCCUAGUCACCAUGUUGGGUAUAUUCUGGUUCAAUGCCCGGAAGAUCAGCUUUAAUGCCUGCUUGUCACAGAUGUUCUUUAUUAAACUCUUCACUGUCAUGGAAUCCUCAGUGCUGUUGGCCAUGGCCUUUGAUCGUUUUGUAGCCAUCUCUCAUCCUCUCAAGUAUGCAACCAUUUUAACUGACUCCAGAAUAGCUCAAAUUGGAGUAGCAAUUGUCAUCAGGGGGACACUUAUGCUGACACCAAUGGUAGCCCUUCUAAAAAGACUGUCGUACUGCCGCAGCCUCGUGCUACACCACUCUUACUGCUUCCACCCCGAUGUGAUGAAGCUCUCCUGCACAGACACCAAGAUCAACAAUGCAGUGGGGUUGACAGCCAUGAUCUCUACUGUUGGGGUGGACUCAAUCCUCAUCCUCCUUUCUUAUGUUUUGAUCAUUAAGACUGUCCUCGGCAUUGCAUCCCCAGAAGAGAGAAAGAAAGCUUUCAGCACAUGCAUCUCCCAUAUUGGGGCUGUUGGUAUUUUCUAUAUCCCAUUGAUCAGUCUAUCCUUUGUUCACAGAUUUGGAAAACAGGCCCCACCAUAUGUACAUACUAUGGUUGCUAACACCUACCUGCUGAUCCCACCUGUGAUGAACCCCAUCAUUUACAUUGUGAAGACCAAACAGAUACGUAGAGCUGUGAUAAAAAUUCUCCAUUCUAAAGGCAUAUAGAUGCAUAGAAUUCUAGCCACUCUACAUCGAGUCA
This is a messenger RNA of Myotis daubentonii (Daubenton's bat), 1142 nucleotides long. RefSeq names its product olfactory receptor OR51C1-like. Gene Ontology annotation, biological process: G protein-coupled receptor signaling pathway. Lineage: Eukaryota; Metazoa; Chordata; Mammalia; Chiroptera; Vespertilionidae. The record is from RefSeq and is a predicted model, not a curated record. Gene Ontology annotation, molecular function: olfactory receptor activity; G protein-coupled receptor activity. Gene Ontology annotation, cellular component: plasma membrane.